AGAUCCAGGCAGAGCUCGGAGCUGGGGGAGAAGCCUCAGGGCAGGGAGAAGCCCCACAAGUGCUUGGAAUGUGGGAAGGGCUUCAGGUGGACCUCCAGCCUGAUCCGGCACCAGAGGAUCCACAAUGGUGAGAAGCCCUACGAGUGUGGGGAAUGUGGGAAGAGCUUCACCCGGAACUGUACCCUGAGGGAACACCAGCGCACCCACACCGGGGAGAGGCCCUACGAGUGUGAGGAAUGUGGUAAGCGCUUCAGCCAGAGCUCCAGCCUGAGAGAUCACCAGAGGAUCCACACUGGGGAACGGCCCUAUGAGUGUGGGGAAUGUGGGAAGAGCUUCAGCCAUGUUUCCAGCCUGAUCCAGCACCAGAGGAUCCACACUGGGAAAAAGCCCUAUGAGUGUGGGGAAUGUGGGAAGAGCUUCUGCCAGAGCUCUAACCUGAUCCAGCACGAGAGGAUCCACACUGGGGAAAGGCCCUAUGAGUGUGGAGAAUGUGGGAAGGGCUUCACCAACAGCUCCCAGCUGAUCCAGCACCAGGUGGUUCACACCGGGGAACGGCCCUAUGGCUGUAGUGAAUGUGGGAAGAGUUUCUGGCGGAGCUCCAUCCUGAGGGAACACCUGCGCACCCACACCGGGGAACAGCCCUUUGAGUGUUCUGAGUGUGGGAAGAGGUUUCGGAGGAGGUCUGAUCUCCUUGUACAUCAUCGCAUUCACACGGAUGAGAGGCCUUUCCGCUGCCCCGACUGCGGGAUGGGCUUCAAACGCAACUCCCACCUCACCAUCCACCGGCGCAUCCACACCGGGGAGAGGCCCUAUGAGUGUUCUGAGUGUGGGAAGAGCUUCUCUGUGAGGUUUAAUUUAACCCAACACCAACGGAGGCACCGCUAAGGGAAGCCCUGCGAGUGCCCCGAGUGCGGGAAGAGCUUCGUGCGCUGCUCCAGCUC
Molecule: messenger RNA, 941 nt
Organism: Corvus hawaiiensis (hawaiian crow)
Lineage: Eukaryota; Metazoa; Chordata; Aves; Passeriformes; Corvidae
Product: zinc finger protein 239-like
Exons: 1
Source: RefSeq, a predicted model, not a curated record